ACUCUUCCUCACGCUUUAUCUCUCUCUCUCUCACAUUCCCGUACGAUGGCGACCGUUUCUCGUUAAGGCUAACGGCGGGAAAAAUGCUUCGUAACCUCCGGACACGUCGGCGGCCGCGUUACGGCGCGCAGGCUUGCGCCGUCAUCUCAGCGCUGCUCCUCCUCCUCUCAGUCUCUGUCCUGUACACGCGCCUCUCCCACGCCCCAUCUCACACUCGCCACCACCGCUACUUCACCAACUCACGAAACGACGUGGAAUCCAACCCCCUCCUCUCCGACACCCAAGACGACGACGUUUCCAACUCCGAAGACAAAAUCGACGAGCUCGACAUCGUCGAAGAAGAUCCACAGCAACAAGACGAAUCUGACGAAGAAGAAGAUGCAGAAGGCGACGGAUCGGAUCGGCCUCGGGUUUCGGGCUACUUCUUCGACCAUGUCAGUGGAGCCAUCAGGAGGUCGUUUAACAAGCGCUCGAUCGACGAGUGGGAAGACGAUCGCUCAGGGUCUGAGUCUGAGGAUCGGAGUAAGGCAGCGUUCGGGUCCGACGACGUGCCGGUGGACGAGAUGGUGCGGAGGAAGGCGAGCGAGGUGGUCUCGAUCGAGGACGCGUUGCUAGUGAAAACGACGGGUCGUGGGAGAGCCUCGCCAUUGAGGGAAGGCUGGGGGAGUUGGUUCGAUAAGAAGAGCGAUUUCUUGAGGAGGGACAAGAUGUUCAAGUCCAAUUUGGAGGCUCUGAACCCUCUCAACAAUCCAAUGCUUCAAGACCCCGAUGGCAUUGGUGUCACCACGCUCACGAGGGGCGAUCGCCUGGUCCAGAAAUGGUGGUUAAACGAGUUCAAGAAAACCCCAUUUUUGGCCAAGAAGCCGUUGAGCGUUUCGGACACGAUUAGGGUUUCGAAAUCCGGAGAAAACCACAUUGGAUUGAAUAGAGCAAAGCGUACAACUUUAGGUAAUGGAUUGAAUAGUAGGACUGUAAAUAAAAAGGAUGGGGUAUUGAAUUUGUCUGAUAAGAGAGACAGUAAGAGAGCAGAGCAUAGGACUUUUGUUGAAAAUGUAGGUAAUGGAUUGGAUAGCAAUAUAAUUAUGGAUUCCAAUAAGAAUGAUAAGUUGAAUGAUGAGUUGGGUUUAGAGGGUGGUGAGGUUGGGGAUAAGACUGAGUUUUCGGGUCAUAUAUAUGGGGAUGGAAAGAGAUGGGGGUACUACCCCGGUCUGCAUCCGCAUUUGUCGUUUUCGGAUUUCAUGGAUGCGUUUUUCAGGAAGGGGAAGUGUGAUAUGAGAGUUUUUAUGGUGUGGAAUUCGCCGCCUUGGAUGUAUAGUGUGAGGCACCAGCGGGGGCUUGAGAGUUUGCUCUCUCAGCAUCCAGAUGCCUGUGUUGUGAUGUUCUCAGAGACGAUUGAGCUUGAUUUUUUUAAGCAUAGCUUUGUGAAUGAUGGGUACAAAGUUGCUGUGGCCAUGCCAAAUCUUGAUGAAUUGCUGAAGGAUACGCGGACACAUGUAUUUGCUUCUGUCUGGUUUGAAUGGAGAAACACAAAGUUUUAUCCUACUCACUAUAGUGAGCUUGUCCGUCUUGCCGCUCUCUACAAAUAUGGUGGAAUAUAUCUUGAUUCCGAUAUCAUAGUUUUGAAACCAUUGUCUUUGCUUAAUAACUCUGUUGGUAUGGAGGAUCGUCUCACUGAAAGUUCUUUGAAUGGUGCUGUGAUGGCAUUUAGAAAGCACAGUCCCUUCAUAAUGGAAUGCUUGAACGAGUUCUAUAUGACAUAUGAUGAUACCCGUUUGAGAUGGAAUGGGGCUGAUCUUUUGACAAGAGUUGCAAGAAGGUUUUCAAGUCAAGAGAAGACAUCCAGUAAACAACUUGAGUUGAAUGUGCAAGCAUCUUACAUUUUCUUCCCUCUCAGUUCUCAGAAUAUCAGGAGAUACUUUACUACACCCGCAACCGAGGCUGAUAAAGCUCAACAAGAUGCUUUGUUCAGAAAGAUUCUGAAUGGCUCGUUGACUUUUCAUUUUUGGAACAGCUUGACAUCUGCUCUCAUCCCAGAGCCAGACAGCCUUGUAACUAGGCUUAUUGAUCAUCCCUGUAUCCGAUGUUUCGACGUGUUGUGAAUUUCAUGGGAGACUUCUUUUGUCCAAAAUCUGUUCAAAUAGAAUGUAGCAAAUGGCAUCCAAACUUGUUGAAGCUUACAUUUUUUGUAGCUAUUCUUUGAGAAGUCUGAGGCUUUGAGUUGUAUCGGCCAUCUGAGUUUAGGUUGGCAAUUGUACAGAUUUAUUGGGUAUAUAUGUUGGUUGUAAUUAUUCCCUGAGGAUGCUGGAAUAAUCUCUCUUUCUCUCUACACUCGGUGGAUGAAGGUUUCCUUCUUGAUGGUGCAUAUGCUAUCUCCUUAGGCUUCAUUUUA
Messenger RNA from Corylus avellana, 2389 nucleotides. Its product is annotated as alpha 1,4-glycosyltransferase family protein. The record is from RefSeq and is a predicted model, not a curated record. NCBI's taxonomy places the organism in Eukaryota, Viridiplantae, Streptophyta, Magnoliopsida, Fagales, Betulaceae.